GCAUGGACCUGAUGCUUCCUUCUUUCCUUGUCACCACGACAACCUUUUGAUAUGAUAGAUUUAGCCACACGUCGCAAAGUCUGCGAAGACACCAUCUCGCGUUCUGUCAAUAUUGCCGCAUCAACCCCCGGCGGUUCGCUUGCUAGCAGUUUCAUCCCUUCGCAACUACCUCCAUUGAACAAGCAACAUACUGGAUACCCAAAUCUAAGCCUAAAGCCAAUAGAAGUUCACAACGCCGACUCUUUUGACCUUGCGCGGAAUCUCAAACCCAGCACAGGCAAAGUAGGUGUGUUGAACCUAGCGAGCGACCAGGAGCCUGGAGGCGGCUGGCGCUAUACACUCUCGGCGACUCAAGAGGAAGCAUUGUGCUACUCCUCGACGCUGUAUGCGACUCUCAAACCGGAAUGGUAUCCAUGGCCAAACACCGGCCCUGGGUCUUGUGCAGGGAUUAUUUCCCCCAAUGUUGUCGUGUUCAAGGACACGCUGAACAACAAUGUUGUCGAGUUGCCGGAGGAACAACGCCAUGUACUAGCUGUCAUCACGGUCGCAGCUCCGCGAUUUCCUAAGAUCGCCGAGGACGGAGAGUGCUUCGCCGAUAAGGCUGAGUUGACGAACUUGAAAGAGAAGAUCCUGCUCACGCUGCGUGUGGCUGUAACCAAUGGUGUCACAAGCUUGGUACUGGGCGCGAUGGGAUGCGGGGCGUAUGGCUGCCCGCCGAGAGCUGUAGCGAGAGAGAUGAGAGAUGCAAUUGCAAUGGAGGAGUUCACAGGCUGGUUCGAGAGGGUGGUUUUUGCGGUCUACGCCGCCGGUCCGUCUGGUCAGCGAAACCUAAAUGUCUUCCAAGAGGUGUUCGAGUGCGUACAAGAACCCACUAAAAUUGGUAUCGCAGACGCGGCAAGAACAUGAACACUCUAUUGUAAUAAGAUGAUUAUGAUCGACUGAAAGAAUUCGCUUUAAUUGAUCCGAC
Messenger RNA from Cucurbitaria berberidis CBS 394.84, 967 nucleotides. RefSeq lists its product as uncharacterized. The coding region runs from base 52 to 906 and encodes 284 amino acids. The record is from RefSeq and is a predicted model, not a curated record. The transcript has a single exon. Lineage: Eukaryota; Fungi; Ascomycota; Dothideomycetes; Pleosporales; Cucurbitariaceae.